This is a messenger RNA of Brassica napus (rape), 3055 nucleotides long. RefSeq lists its product as uncharacterized. Lineage: Eukaryota; Viridiplantae; Streptophyta; Magnoliopsida; Brassicales; Brassicaceae. Bases 472 to 1710 code for a protein of 412 amino acids. The record is from RefSeq and is a predicted model, not a curated record. The transcript is spliced from 2 exons.
AAACCUUUUAAGUUUUAAUCAAAAUCCUAGUGGAACCCACCUGUAAUCUUUCAAACAGGGACAAAACCAGAAAGUCUCUGAAACAUCUUGCAGCUGAGUUUCUAGGGGCCGACACUCAAAACGGAGAGCACUGCCCUAUUAAUGAUGCACGAGCUGCAAUGUUGACUUACCAGAAGAAAGAGAAGAGAGUGAGCAAGAAAUGUGAAAGACCAGACAUGGAUGAGACUGAAACAAAAGAAGCGUAAGCCCAAGAAAAAAGUAAAGGCUUCCACCAGUGACACCCCCAAUGGUUUGAUAAUCUUUUUUUUUUGUUUGAAUGAAUGUUAAAUUUAUCCAUCCUCUCCAUCAGCAGUAGAUGUUCUGAAUAAAGCUGGAUCAAAUCUCCUUCAAGAACUAUUAUCCCCGGUUCACUGGCCUUCUCUCUCUGAUGGCCAACAUCGCUCUGCAAACAAUCAUACUAGAGCCCCACAAAUGACAAACAGAGUUACUAACAAAGCUCUGGUCAAGUCAAAAUUGCCUACUCCUGAAGUAAAGAAAGAUGGAAAUCUUCGAUUCCCUUGGGCUGAGAAGAUGAACCCAUCUGCCAGGAACCUCUACAAAACAACAUCUCCCACAUACUUGGAAGAUGGUACUCCAAUGGUAACAAUCCCGAGCAAACUUCUGCUUCAUGGUCCUGAAAAUAAGAAAGAGUAUAUUAUUGGCCAGUUUCAUCGCUGUUCUUUUCUGUCAGGUGGGCUUGUUCAUGUUGUAGUUAAUAGGAUUUGGGGUAAGAAAUGCAGAAUCUUUUCUAGGAAACUAGGUGAUUCUUCUUUUUUAUUCCACAUUCCAGAUGUAUCUACACGUUCUUGGAUUCUUCAGAGGGGAUUAUGGCAUGUGGAUGAUUGCUUGAUGUUUGUAGCUCCUUGGAGUCCUGCAGCUUCAUUAUCUCUUCCAGAGAUUUCCACUAUUCCAGUUUGGGUAACUCUAAAAAAUAUCCCCAGUAGGUUAUACUCUAAUCCAGGAAUAAGCCGAAUUGCCUUUGCCCUGGGAGCUCCAAUGCUGACAAAUAAGCCCAGACUUGACCCUACUCUCAUGGGUGAGGCAAAAAUCUUGGUGGAAGUUGAAUUGGACAAGCAAUUCCCGCAGAAGAUCGCUUUGAAUGACAAAAAGGGUACUAUAUCAUUGGUUGAUGUAGAGUAUUCAUGGAUCCCAACAAAGUGUGGUAAGUGUGGACACUUAGGCCAUAAAGACUCAAGAUGUCUGCAAAAAUCUGCUCAGCCUAGGAACUCGAGUCAUCCGUCUAAUGAUCAAAUAGGAGCUUCGCUUGCUUCUGCAAGUGUUUACCCUUCUGUUUUAGUCCCUGAAGUUGCUACAGAUGAUAUGAGUAUUUCUGCUUCUGUUACUGUGGCAAGGACUGAUUCAGCCAUUAUUCCAACAGUCUCUCCUCCAGUUGCUGCCGUUGCGUCAGUCACAAGAACUCCAGUUGCUGCAGUAGCGUCCAUCACAGGAACUCCUAUUGUUUCCGCUGCAUCAGUCACAGAACAUGUCCCUACUUUAAUGACUCCCUCACCUACUGUGAAUAUUGGUUCAGUCCAUGUCCCAUCCACUUCAGUCUCGACCACAGUCAUUCAAGCCAUAGAAGCAUUACCUACUACAUCAGCUGCUACUCUAAAGUCUACAUCAGUAUCUGAUGGCCAAGUACUAGCCUCUUCACCUUCAUCCUUUUUUUAGAUCCUCCCUACAAGUACCGAGUCAGAACCAUCUACUCCAGCCACCAUCUUUAAAGCAACAACAACAGCAACAGCCACUCCUUCUAGCAAUUCAGCCUUGUCUGAAAAUGCUCCGCUUAAUACAGACCAUACAACUACUUUGGAAGAUCUUCCAGCCACAGGGAGUGUUUUUUUAACGCCCCCACCCGAAGUUUCAAGUGAUAUUCCACCAUAUUCCGGAGGUUUGUCUUUUACUCCUUUCACAGGUGAUUGCACAGGUUAUUUUAAUGAAUUUGAAAUGGCCCAACGAUCACGACAUGGAAGAGAGCUGAAACCAUCUCAGAAGGUCCAAGAUAUGCAGUGGCAAACAGUAAGAGGUCGCAAAAGCCGGGGCUGCCGAGGCAGAGGUCGUCACGGAGACCAACACUAAAGUUAUUUAGUGAGCUAAUCUCUCUCUCAAUUUUUUCAAAUGCUUAGAGAUUUAUGCUGUAAUUCUCUAGCUCCAUAUGAUUUUUCAAUCAUCUUUCUUUCACAAGCUUUACUUUGAACUCUAUGAUGUCAAAUUCAUAGCCUUGUAACUUUAUUUUCAGCAUUGCAAUUUAAAUAUGAAAGCCUUUUACAAAAAAAAAAUGAAUGUUAAAUUUAUUCAUAAAAAAAAUCUUAUUACAUCAAAUGCUUCCUAUUUAUUUUAGAAAAAAACUCAAAGAAACUCCACACUUUACAACCUAGUGUUAAACCAAAAUUACAUCAACUCCUCCAUUCCUUUGAUCCCCUUUUUGCGCAUCACACUGAUCUUGUUUCGGAUACUCUUAUCAAGCAUUCUUUUAAGUGCCUCUAAAGGCAACAACUUAUCUCCAUGCCUGGUCUUAUUACGUUCUCUCUACACCGCAUAAAGAACAGCUUGAAAAAAGUACCUUAUAAAGAACAAACUCUUCUUCUCCCUUGAUGAAUCUCUGAUAAUCUCCAUAUCCAUGAUCUCUGACCAAUGAUUUGUAUAGGAGGUACCCAAUAUACCUUUUGCUAUAAAUUCCCAAACUUGAGUCGUGUAAACACACUCAAAAAAUAGAUGAUUCCUCGACUCGUGCGCAGAUUUACAAAGAACACAAGUAGUAUCAAUCUAUUGACUCCAUUUUACCAUUCUGUCUAUCUCUAGAGGAUAGCCACGCCAUAAACGUAUAUUUGGGAAUAGCUUGGGAAAACCAUAUCUCACAGACCCAAGAACAUGAAGGAAAACUUACUCUUAACUGCUUCCAAGUUUCUUGAGUAGAAAAUUUCUGCUUAUAGCCGGACUUCCCUUUCCAAAUACUCAUGUCCUUUGAUAAUCAUGAGGUUUGGUAAUCCUUACUCUUACUUGUUACUUAGCAUCA